This is a messenger RNA of Pseudoliparis swirei, 5441 nucleotides long. It is a transcript of the gene slc24a4b, whose product is annotated as solute carrier family 24 member 4b. The coding region runs from base 528 to 2369 and encodes 613 amino acids. NCBI's taxonomy places the organism in Eukaryota, Metazoa, Chordata, Actinopteri, Perciformes, Liparidae. Gene Ontology annotation, molecular function: calcium, potassium:sodium antiporter activity; calcium channel activity. Gene Ontology annotation, cellular component: membrane. The transcript is spliced from 17 exons. The record is from RefSeq and is a predicted model, not a curated record. Gene Ontology annotation, biological process: calcium ion transmembrane transport; intracellular calcium ion homeostasis.
UUGACCUUGAUGAACACAGAUUGCUUUCACUUAACCGGCGCAGGUGCGUUGAGUGCGCGACGCCGCGCAGCUGAGCGAGUCCACGUAUAUGGCGGCACGCUGACGCAUUUCAUGCAGAACACCACAGAGGAAGGAUAUUGCAGCUGAUGGGCUUCUUUGCCUUUGCUUUCGUGUGUGUGUGUGUGACGGGAGCUCGUCCGAUGGUCAUCUUCGUACAUCGUUCAGGAGCGUUGCUGAAGUGAUUUGAUUCGGAGACCCGUAUCGGAAUUUGACCGCCGUGUCAUUGGACAGCAGUCGUAGUUUCAGCAGCUUAGAGGCGUCUUCUGGACGGCGGAGACGAGGACAAGUAAAGAGAGAAGAAGAAGAAGAAAGAGAGCACUGUCCGCUUCACUAUCUCCAUCUGCUCUCUGGUCAGCCUGGCAUGAGGACCACAACCCCGCUGUGUUCCGUGUAAAGAGGCAAGCGGGGCGGCAGUUAUUUCGGCUCUCAAGGACGCAAAGAAGUGGCCGCCAACUGUGAUCGGGAGCAUGGAGCGGGACGACACCGACACCGGGAGCGCGUCCAAAAAGACAAUACUUAAUAAGAUAUUUAAAGUUCGCAAGAGGAGGGAGAUGCUUUUCGUCCAGGUGUGCUUCAUCUGCAGUGCCCUCUUCGUGGCGUGGAGCAUGUCGGCGUUGUUUACCAAGACAGGCCAUGGGAUGAUUGUGGAGGGACAUGCGGACUCUGAACACUGGGGCAGACGGCUAUUGGCUUCAGUACCAGACAACGAAACGGAGCAGAACUGUUCAGCACCAGCAAUACACGAGUUCCCCAAUGACCUGUUCACCAAUGAUGAACGUAAGAGCGGGGCCCUUCUGUUCCACAUCGCAGCGGCACUCUACAUGUUUCUGGCCCUCGCCAUAACAUGCGAUGAAUACUUUGUGACAUCGCUGGAGAAGAUCUGUGAGAAAAUUGAUCUGAGUGAAGAUGUUGCGGGAGCCACCUUCAUGGCAGCUGGCAGCUCUGCACCAGAGCUUUUUGCUUCAGUCAUUGGUGUCUUCAUCACCCACGGCGACGUGGGGGUGGGGACCAUUGUUGGCUCGGCGGUCUUCAACAUCCUUUGCAUCAUUGGUGUCUGCGGGAUCUUUGCUGGACAGGUGGUGGUUUUGACCUGGUGGGCAGUUUUCAGGGAUUCCUUCUACUACACGCUGGCUAUUUUGGCUUUAAUUGCAUUCAUCUACGACGGGAAGAUAGUUUGGUGGGAGAGUUUGAUACUGGUGCUCAUGUAUGCUGGAUACAUCCUUGUCAUGAAAUUCAACACCAGCAUGCAGAGGUUUUUCAUGGGCUCGAAGCCGAACAAGAACGUGUCGAACGGUAACGCUGCAGCCAGCAGUGAGAUGGAAGACGGUAAUACUAGUUAUGACUAUGUUUGGGAUGACGACCCGUCAUUGCCUUUAAUCUCAUCAGUUAAGCCCACUGAGGCUUACAGCCGUGGAUCAGUGGUGAUGGUGGACGAGAUCAUGAACGACAGCCCUUCAAAGUUCCGGUUCCCAGAAGCUGGCCUCCGUGUCAUGGUCACCAGCCAUUUUGGACCUAAGACCCGCCUGCGCAUGGCCAGUCGCCUCAUCAUUACCGAGCGCCAGAAGUUGGUCCAAGCGGCUAAUGGAGUGGAGACGCAAGUGAUUGACGGGAAGGUUGAAAUCGAGAAUGGAAACGUGCCAGAGGACAAACCCAGCGAAGAGCCAGAAAACGAAACUAUCUCGCCGUUUCAUAUUCCAAGGGGCAUCGGCAGCAAGUUGAAGUGGCUGAUCUCGUGGCCCCUGCUCCUGCUGCUCUUCUUCACCGUCCCCAACUCUGGCAAGCCUCGCUGGGAGAGGUUUUUCAUGCUCUCCUUCAUCAUGUCCACCGUAUGGAUUGCCGUCUUCUCCUACUUUAUGGUCUGGAUGGUGACUGUAAUCGGCUACACUCUGGGAAUUCCCGAUGUCAUCAUGGGCAUCACUUUCCUGGCAGCAGGCACCAGCGUCCCAGACUGCAUAGCCAGCCUCAUUGUGGCUCGGCAAGGUCUGGGAGAUAUGGCCGUGUCCAACACUAUCGGCAGUAAUGUGUUUGAUAUCCUCGUGGGACUCGGGGUUCCCUGGGCAAUACAGACCAUAUGUGUCAGCUAUGGAUCGGAGGUGAUGAUCAACAGUCGCGGCCUGGUGUACUCGGUGGUGCUUUUGCUGGGCUCUGUGGGCCUCACGGUGCUGGGGAUCCACCUGAAUAAAUGGAGGCUGGACGUGAAGCUGGGCAUCUAUGUCCUGGUGUUGUACGCCAUCUUCCUCUGCAUCUCCGUCAUGAUCGAGUACAACGUCUUCACCUUUGUCAACCUGCCCAUGUGCUUUGAGGAUUAGAGCACAGCAGCAUGCCUCUGAUGCCAAAACCUCAACCAUAGCAAUCCCAAAAUGUUUUUUCAUUUCCAAAAUUACUGGACCUAUCUGCAAACUCUUUUUGUUCUCUCUCCGCUCUUUAUUGCAAGCCCUUUCGUCCCAAAUAUGAAUCUUCUUCCCUCAAGAGGCAGUACACGCAGUAAGAGUGGACUUUAUUCUUUGUCUCUAAUUUGUCCUCUCGUCACAUAGUGCCGGUCCUUAAUUCUAUUUAUUUUAGGCAUUGCCUGUUGCAGGAAAGUCUUUAGUUAUUCUGUGCUCCGUUGACUUUCUACCCAUCUAGCAUGCCUUUAGAUGUUGGGGACCUCCAGAAUCAUAAGUGCCCCCUGUUGAUUGUUGGUGUGUGUUUUCACAUUGUAGAUCUCCACUCAAUUUCCAAAGCCUUUUCACAAACCAAACCAGAGUUUGGAACUGAGAAGGGAAGAAGAAAAAAAAAGCGUAUAUACCAACCAAAACCCCCACAUGGAGAGAACUCUCCAUGAACUCACGCCUGAAAGUAUUAGUUACCCCAGCACCCAAAGAACAAGUUCACUUUCCCUCUCGACCCCAUGGAGGCUUUGUCCUUGGCAGCUCGCCAACCCUCUCCAGCCUGGACCCCACUCCCCUAGCAUGGCCUUUGGCAUCAGGGAGCAGAUACUGUUAGCGCUUCACUUAACUCGCCCUCCGCAACUCUCCACUGCCCUCAACUGCUUGAUCAAUUCUGCUGUUUUCUAAAAAAAAAAGAAAAGAAGAAUAAAAAAGACAUUGUCGAGACACUUUGUGUCACUUUGUCCUACAGUCCAGAUGACUGAGGUUGUUGUGCAUCUGCAGCACUGCACAAUGAAAACAUGUAAACACUUUUUUUCUUAAAAAAACCAAGUUUUAGUCUAUUCUGAAACACAGGAGCGCUUGUUGCAAACACGGGACAUUGCCUGUUUUUUUCGUUUUUUUCUCACAAACAAAUUGCACAUGGAAAUGCUUUUCUUGCUUCGUGCUGUAAGGAGAUUUUACCACCCGGAGGGUUAUCUGGCUGGUGGUGGCGGCAACUCCACUCCAGCAUUGUUUUCUUUCAACGACGGGUCAGUCCACUUUUCCCUCUGCACAACUUUAGAACAAAAACUGGCUCCAUAUCUGUGCGACGCAGCGUAUUUCUGUCACCGGGUGACUUGUCAUCUUUAGACUGCGGCAGCAUGGAGAUGGUCGUUUUCAAGAAAAAUGCAAAGAAACCAGUCUGUUCUCAACACUGACUGUCUGCUCUAACACUCCCCUGGCCAGCAGGGGUACCGCAGCCCCUCCACACAGGGCGGGGGGGCCAACCACAGCCGACGGUUAUCAGGGAAACUCAGAGAUGGACAACUCCAGCAGAUAGCGACGGUGAUGGUCUCUUGAUUUUGAGUUACAUGUAGAUAUUGCACUUUAACAGCCGUCCUCUCAUUCUGAAUCAACUAGUGCUUCCUUUUUUGUGUGUAUUUUCGGUGUAUAUGUGACCGUGUGAGAACAAUUUGUGUGCGUGUGUGCGCGCUCGGUACGGGCCCACGCUAGGUUUCCCCAUAACGGGCUCUCAACUCUGGAACGGAUUGGGACCUCGUUAACACCAUGAGCACACCCGCCUGUGUCUGCAGUGCAUGCUAGGACAUUAAAUGCAGCUCCUCCACAGCAAAAAGGCGGAGGGCUUCUGGGCGUCUCCACGGAAAACCCGCCCGACUCGCUUUACAAAAAUCGGCAGCUACGAGCUACACUGCAAUCCAGACAUCUUGAAAUCAUGCAACGAGGCCCGUGAGGAGUCCACAAGUGAGGUGCAGAGACUGACACGCUCGUGGGGGGGUUUUAAGUGUUGAGAAAUAUUCCUCUGCCACGCUGGUGGCAGCAGGCACUUGUAUAUGCAAUCUCAGUUUAAAGAAUUCUGUGUGACGGGAAGGCCCCUUCAAGGCUGCCAUAUAAAGACGGAGGAUCCUGUGGAGAUGUGAUGUCGGUUUGUCUCGUAGUACUUGAUGUGUGAGCUCACAGGUGUGCGUGCGCGCGUGUUUGCAACGCCCGAACAACUGAUAUCAAAGGGUAGACUUUUCUGGAACUGUCUUUGAGAGAAGCCCCCCCCCCCUCUCUGUCUCCCCUCUUGUCCCCACUUGCACAAGGGCAUUAACUCUCCACCGACCAUGGCUGAAGGAGCAGAGGGGGCAGCAGGGAAUGUAUGGAUGAAUGAAUGGAAGACUUGCCUCCACCGCCCUGGGGCCGUUGCCGGUUUUUUCAAAAGACAUUGAUGAGAGCAGACUUUAAUGUCUGGAGGUGACCACACAGGGCCUACAGACCCCCCCCCCCCACACACACACACACACACACACCAACUGACAUCCUUGUACACCACCCUUCCUCCCCCUAAACCCUUUCAGUGGGUCUUCUGGACAUGCAGGGCCCAGUUCCCCCCCCCCAUGCUUUUUGUGGGCAAGGCACGUCUCUCCUGUACUUGAAUUGAUUCAGAAUGUGCAGUGUUGAGGUUUAAUUUGUGUGUGUAUUUUUGUUGGUCUGUGUGGUCACGUCCUGGUUGCCAGGUUUGAGUGGUAACACAGCGGGGGUGGAAAAAACACUGCUCCUUUUUGGCCUCAUCUUGACACGCGUUCUCACCGGCUGUCUGACUUUCAUCUUGAUGAACAAGUCACUCUUUUUCUUCUUUUUUUUAAAGAGGGGGAAAACAAGUGUGUUAAUCAGAUGCCAUACUUUUCAUUACUCUGCAUACAUCCAGAUUGUAUGAAAUCCCUGUGUUCAAAAUAUGUGCACAUACUUUAGAACACACACACUUUAGAAAUGGCAAUUGAACACGAGAGGACCGGUAUGUAUUUCUUGAUUGAAUGCGACCUGAUGCACUGUGAGCUCAAUGUGAUGUGGGAGUUUGUCAAGAAUAAUACAUGAUACAAAAUAUAUAUAUUUAAUGUAAAGUUAGUUACUAUAAAACAUUACUGAGGACAUCUGUGUAACUUAUAUGAAUGUAUUGUCUUGCUAUACUGGACAUAUCCAACCAAUGCAUUUUACUGUAAAGCAAUAAUGUGAAGAAAAUAAAUAAAUGGC